UUAUCCGGUACGUCACUACCUUUCGGAUUUCCUAUGAAACGUCACGUUUGGCACGAACAUGAAUUUGUUUACAUUAUGAAUAGUUUUGAAAUCACUAUAUUCAUAUCAUAGUAGAGUAGUUGUUGUGUGCUGUCAAUUUUGUCUUCCCAAUUAUUUUUGUUUAUCAUCGUGAUGUUUAGAUUUCGACUCGGAACCUCUGUCUUUCAAUGUCGCAGAUCAACUAUUUUGAUAAGUUCUCUACGAGCAAUUGUUGUUCUUUUAAUAUUGUAUAUUCUUUUUCGAAUUAUGUCAAGUAAUUUUCCUGAUAAACCAAGUUCUCCUUCACCCUCUGAUGUAAACAAGGGUGAGCUAUCUCUUUUAGAAAAAAGAUUAGAAAACUUAGAAAAAGAACUGCAAAGAAAUAGACUGAUGUUAUCACAAGUGAAAGAUACUGUUCGUCAUGUAAUUAAAGUAGAUUCAAAUGGUUUGGCACUUGAGACAGCAUCUCAGAAAGCUAAUCGCAGCUUCGUGAAAGUAUCCUAUUCUGACUGUCAGUUGUGUACAGAAGAAAUUGCUGAUGCAGAUGAAAACACAGCUGAUAUCUAUGCAAAAAUUGAAUUUGACAACAAAGAUGGUGGUGUAUGGAAACAAGGGUGGAACAUUGAAUAUGAUGUAAACCAAUGGAGUGAAAGCAAAAAGUUGAAAGUAUUUGUUGUUCCCCAUUCACAUAAUGAUCCAGGUUGGAUUAAAACAUUUGAAAAAUAUUUCAAGGACCAAACACAGCAUAUCUUAAAUAAUAUGGUACAAAAAAUGAAAGACGAUAAGAGAAGAAAAUUUAUCUGGGCUGAAAUAUCUUUCUUUUCUGUAUGGUGGGAGAAAGUUGAUAAGAAUACUCAGUCAAUUGUCAAGAAGCUGCUAUCUGAUGGUCAACUGGAAAUAGUUACUGGUGGUUGGGUAAUGAAUGACGAAGCAACAACACACUACUUUGCUAUGAUAGAACAAAUGGUAGAAGGGCAUCAAUGGUUGGAGCAAAAUUUGGAUUAUAAACCAAAAAAUGGAUGGGCUAUUGAUCCCUUUGGCUUGUCACCAACAAUGGCUUAUUUACUAAGAAGGAUGGGCUUGGAUAACAUGGUUAUACAAAGAGUUCAUUAUUCUAUCAAGAAGUAUCUCGCAAAACAAAAGAGUCUAGAGUUUUUGUGGAGACAAACAUGGGAUCUAAACCACACAAUGGACAUAUUAUGCCAUACUAUGCCUUUUUAUAGUUAUGAUAUUCCCCACACAUGUGGUCCUGAUCCAAAAGUAUGCUGUCAGUUUGAUUUUAAACGUCUGCCAGGGAAUAAAGUUAACUGUCCAUGGAGAGUUCCUCCUGCAGCAAUUACUGAAAAAAAUGUGGCUGACAGGGCAACUGUUCUUCUUGACCAAUAUAGAAAAAAGGCUCAGCUAUUUCGAAGCAAUGUAGUUAUGAUUCAACUUGGGGAUGAUUUUAGAUUUGAUAAAGCUGCUGAAUGGGAUCAACAAUUCAAUAAUUACCAAAAACUUUUUGAUUAUAUCAAUAGUCGGGAAGACUGGCAUGCAGAACUAAAGUUUGGGACAUUAGAAGAUUACUUCUCUGCGCUACGAGAAGACAGCGGUACAGAUCAUAGAAAUAUGCCUUCUAAUUUCCCUUCUCUUACUGGUGAUUUUUUUACUUAUGCUGAUCGUGAUGAUCACUACUGGAGUGGAUAUUUUACAUCCAGGCCAUUUUACAAAAACAUGGACAGAUCAUUGGAGGCUCACUUAAGGGGUGCAGAAAUAUUAUUUAGUAUAAUGAUGGCUAAAAUAGAGAAACAAACAAUAUCAUCUAUACUUCCUUAUAUUGCUAUGUUGAUGGGAGAUUUAAUAUCAUCCAGAAGAACUCUUAGCCUUUUUCAACACCAUGAUGCCAUCACUGGAACAUCCAAGGAUCAUGUGGUUAUGGAUUAUGCUUCUAAGAUGUUUGCUACAUUACAAAAACUUAGAAAUGUCAUUGGACAGUGUGCUGUAUUUUUGUUAUCCCCAAACUUCUUAGAUGUUAUGGAUGAACAAUUAUCUUUAUUGCAAACAGACGAGUAUAGACCGCAUAAUGCAUUGCCUCAGAAGAUACCUAUUAAAUUUACUCAAGAUCGUAAGGACAGAUAUGUUGUUUUAUACAACUCUUUAGCUCAUUCCCGUAAUGAAUUAGUCAAAGUAAUUGUGUCUUCAGCAUCAGUUGUUGUAAGAGAUAGCUCUGAUAAUUUAGUACCCUCUCAAGUAAAUCCUGUAUUUAAGAAGAAAAAAAUUUCAGAAUCUGAAUUUGAGUUAGUGUUUUAUGUUGAACUACCACCUCUUAGUCUUUCAACAUAUUCCAUUUAUGAAGUAGAGCGUGCUCUUUCAUUUACUCAGCAUGCCUCCAUAAAAGUUAUGAAUACAGCUACUCCUCCAUUGUCAUUAGAUUUUCUUGUAUAUCACAUUGAAAAUACCCCAAUAGAUUUUACCAUCAAAUCUGAUUAUUAUACUGCUGUAUUUAGUGGAUCUAAUGGAUUACUUAAGAAAGUGAUAUCAGCUGAUUCUGCUAUUGACUUAGAUAUGAAAAUUAAAUUUUUGAAGUAUGGCACUAAAACUAAAGGGAAAGAUAAGAGUGGAGCAUACUUAUUUUUACCAGAUUCUGAAGCAAAAGAAGUUGAAUAUAAUAAACCUGAAAUUAUAAUUAUUGAAGGGUCACUAAUGUCUGAAGUUAUUGUGUUUUUACAUGAAGUGGAACAUCAUGUUUCCUUAAAAAAUUCACCUGGUUUGGAUGGAACUGGAAUUGAUUUUUAUAAUAUGAUCAAUAUUGCUUCUGAUACCAAUAAAGAGCUCAUAAUGAGGUUUGAAACUAAUAUAACCAAUGAUAACCAAGACUUUUACACAGAUUUAAAUGGAUUUCAGAUGAUUAGAAGACACAAUUAUGAUAAAUUGCCAAUACAGGCUAACGUGUAUCCUGUGAGUACAAUGGCUUAUUUUGAAAGUAAUGACUUAAGAUUCACUUUUCUUACAUCUCAUUCUGUUGGAGCUGCUAGUUUGCAACCUGGUCAUUUUGAAGUGUUUUUGGACAGAAGACUGAAUCAAGAUGAUAACAGAGGUUUGCAACAAGGGGUUACUGACAAUCGAGAUACUCCUGCUUAUUUUCGAAUAAUUUUAGAACAACGCACAAGUCGUUUUAUGGGCUCUACAAGUUAUCCUUCUCUUCUGGCUCAUCAUGCCUCAUUAUCUCUUAUUCAUCCUAUAUUUGUUUUAGUAAGAUUAGAUAAAGAUGUAGAAUCCACCAUUGUUUUGAGAAACCCCGAUGCUCCUCUUAAAACUAGUUUUGUUGCUGUUGGAUUGGAGUUACCAUGUGAUGUACAUUUAGUGAAUUUAAAGACUCUACAAGCACAAACGGGAACACUUAAUUUACCAUCUAAUUCUACAGUCCUUUCUUUACACCGAAUGGGCUUUGAUUUUAGUUUUAAGAUGUGGGGCCAGUGCACUAUGCAAAAUGGAACAAUGUCUGUUGCUUCAUUGUUUCCUAACUUAUUUGGGAAUACAGUUGAAGAAAUGUCUCUUUCCUUGAUGUAUUCUGGCAGCAAGUUUACUAGAGAAGCAUAUGUUCAACUUCCUACUAUGGAAAUAGUUACCUUUAAAUUAAAUCAAAGGUAGCUCACAAAGUGCCUUAUUGUCCUUAAAAUUUUACUAUGUGAUAGACAUUAACAAGCUAUUAGUUAUCAACUUCAACGUAAGAAACAUUCAUCCUUCUAUUUUAAGUCAUUUUUCAUCUUUGAAAUACAUUGCAACAUACUUGUUAUUAUAUUGUGUAAUUGGAAUUUUAUGAAACAAAAUCUAGUCAAUUUGUAUUGUACUCACAUUAAAAAAAUAUAUAUCACACCAUUUUCUAAUAUACUCAGCAAUAUAAUGAAUUAAAGACACUAAUACUGAAAGCUCGUAUAAUUUUGGAUGAUAUAAAAAUUCUAGACUAUGCAAUUUACUCUGUGAACAUGUUUUUUAUAAAUGUUAUGCCAAACUCCUUACCCUGCUAGUCUGUGAAAUUUGUGAUAAAUUGUUUUACAUUUUUUGCAUACUUAAAUGAUAUUUUCUCAAAUGAACAGCUUGGUAGGGGAAAAAUUUUAAGUGAACCAUAAUAUCUCUUCCAGAACUGGUUAGAAAUUAAAUGUCAUUAAUUUUCUAUCACUAUUAAUAUUUUGUUUGUAUAUUUCAUCAUUUCUUUUUACUCCUUGUAUCGUAAUAGUUCUUUAUUCUAUCAAUUGAAUUAGUUACUGAUGAUUUAUGAAAAGUAUUUCUAAAGUAUCAAUUAUAAAGAAAAGUAAAAGUGAAAAAUCUGUACAAAAAGAAAAAAUGCUAGCAAAAACUGUUUUCAUUUGAAUUCAGCUUGUCUCUCUCAUAUAAGGUAAAUGGUUAAAAAAGCCUUCUAAAAAUAUAUUUAUCAUGACAUUUGUUACACUGAUUAAUUUUAUGAAUGUGAAUUCUUUUGUAUUGGAAAUCCUUAUGCCUGUCAGCAGUUUAUCAAAAAUAAGAAAGAA
Parasteatoda tepidariorum (common house spider) is the source of this 4526-nucleotide messenger RNA. It is a transcript of the gene alpha-Man-IIa, whose product is annotated as alpha-mannosidase 2. Gene Ontology annotation, cellular component: Golgi membrane. Gene Ontology annotation, biological process: N-glycan processing; mannose metabolic process; protein deglycosylation. Gene Ontology annotation, molecular function: carbohydrate binding; alpha-mannosidase activity. NCBI's taxonomy places the organism in Eukaryota, Metazoa, Arthropoda, Arachnida, Araneae, Theridiidae. The record is from RefSeq and is a predicted model, not a curated record.